Molecule: messenger RNA, 1311 nt
Organism: Rodentolepis nana
Lineage: Eukaryota; Metazoa; Platyhelminthes; Cestoda; Cyclophyllidea; Hymenolepididae
Source: the annotation of a GenBank genome assembly
AUGAACACCUCAGAGACUGGAAACGUUAUUGGUGUGCUUAUUAAAAAGCAUCUUCCUGAAGUGUAUGCCCUAAAGCUCUAUGCGUCUCCCAUUUGGUUUGUGGUGGGCUUUAUUGGAAACCUUAUAGCCUUCUUUAUAUGGGUAUCUCCACGACAGCGUGGGAAAAACAGUUCCGCCAUCUACUUAGCAACCCUUGCGAUGACAGACCUUUUGCUUAUCGUAUGUCUAUUUACUGAGUAUCUUCGUCUAUACCUGUUCAUCAGUUCCUUUCUGACUCUUAACGGAAUAUGUCAACUCUUCCAAGGAAUAUUCCUUUUCCUUCAGUACUACUCUAUUGUCCUGACAUUUGGAUUUACCCUCGAAAGGUGGAUUGCCAUUUGCUAUCCCUUUAAACGCCAAGAGCUCUGCUCCACCAAGCGUGCUUUAAUUGGAGUCUCUGUUCUUGCCAUGAUUGUUGCUUGUUUCUCAAUUUUCUUUGCUUCAACGUGGGAAGUAACAGAUGGAGUUUGUAAUGUAGCGACAAGAUGGCAAAUGGAUGCUUACUUAACUAUUUAUCUAAGCACCACUGAGUGUAUAUUCUCCCUGAUUAUUCCAAUUGCAACUCUUGUACUCAACUGCCUGGUACUUAGGGAAAUUGGACAUUUAGUGAAAUCUAAAAUUCUGGUUAGCAGAGGAAGUUCACAUAAUUCACAAAGAAAUAUAUCAAUGGCUCGAAGAUCAAAUCAAAAUCAAGUGGCUCAACAAAAGAAGCGCCCAACUGGAGAUAGGUCCAUAGAGGCGUCUACAGAACCACUUGUUCUAGGAGCAAAACACAGCAGUGCUCAUGCAAGUGCAAAGGAGCAAGCAAAUUUUCAAGCAAUAACACUAAUGCUUGUUAUAUUAUCAUUUUAUCUUAUCAUCUGUACUCUACCGGUGGGAAUCGUUUAUGUAGUUCAAAUGCGGUAUGCGAGCGUUAAUGUGGAAAAUGCUGACAAAGAAGACCCUUUAAGUCCAGAAUUGCAGCAAUACCUGCGUUUUUUGACAGCCAAGGAGAUAAUCGACUUCCUCUGCUCCUCACACUAUGCUUGUAACUUUAUUAUUUACGUAUUGACUGGUAAGAGUUUUCGUCAACAACUACAGGAUACUAUUCUAUGUCGGUCUCAACAGGGCCGAAUUGACAUGACUUCAAUGCACAACAAAACGGUGUGUGUUCGUGCAAAGAACCAGUUACGUGCAGAUGAAAAAAAUCUUAAAGAUGAAAACAAUGAAAAUCGUAAUCCCAACCAUCGAGGAUCACAACUUCUCGAUCGCAAGGUGAAAAAUGAAAUUUAG